AUGACCAGGGGUGCUUGGAUGUGUCGGCAGCAAGAUGACGGCUUAAAAAUCUGGUGUGCACCCCGAGAGAACGAAAAGCCAUUUACUGAUUCUGAAAGGGCCCAGAAAUGGCGACUGUCCUUGGCAUCUCUCUUGUUUUUAACCGUUCUGCUUUCUGAUCACUUGUGGUUCUGUGCCGAGGCUAAAUUGACACGAACCCGAGACAAGCGGCUGGACAAGUUAGCAUUCACGGACAUGGGCGACUACCCAAGCGCAAACCAUAUACUUUCAUCCAACCUCCACCCCCUUCACAGCAGCCUCACUCAAAAGGAAAAUGCUAUUUUUAUAGGAAAUUCUACCAAGCGUUUGUGGCGACUAGAAACUUGUCAUCCCGAUAGUUUAUCGAAAAACUGUUUUACUUUUGACGACGCUGAACCUGUUUGCAGCGGCCUUUCCGACACGACUGGGAGGCAGUCGGCAGAUUUGAAUUUAAGCGAUUUAUAUCUUUCUUUUUGUAAUUCCUAUUCUCUUUUGGAUUUGUUUUAUGGGUUCUCGAGUCCGGAUAAUUUAACCUGCAGCCUUGACAUGAUUACGGGUGGCGAUCAAGUAGGAUGCAGUCAAUGUGUUGAAGCGUACCAGCGCUAUGACCGGUAUGCUCAGGAGAAAUACGAAGAGUUUGAGGUUAUGAUUCAGAAAUAUGAAACGGAUGUUUAUUCGGUGAGAACGUGUAUGGAAGAGUGCAAGGCCGUCUACAAGCCCUGGCUGUGCUCCCAGUACUUCCGGAUGACGCAGAUGCAUUGCAGCAACAAGAUCCCGUGCAAGCAAUACUGCCUGGAGGUGCAGCAGAGGUGCCCGUUCAUAUUGCCGGACAACGAUGACCUCAUUCACGGAGGAAGCCCCAGCUUUAUCUGCACAGGGCUUUUAGAAAACUACCAGGCCAGCACCGAGACAGAGACAGAGUGCUGUGACGUCCGGUGGGACUUUAAACCCGACAGCCGAUCCAGGGGGACGGUGCACAGGACUCACCCAUCGUGCCACCACCGGACAUCGGUCACCACCUCGGCGGCCGCCAGACUGUGCAACAGCAGGCUGAAGCUGUGUGUGCUGGUUCUGGUCCUCCUGCACACCGUGGUCACGCUGACCACUGCGCAGAACUCCACGGGGCUGGGUCUGGGGGCCUUCUCCGCCACGGAGGAGAGCGCCGCCAACGAGGAGUGACCGGCAGGGGGAAGGGGGAGGGAACA
Messenger RNA from Megalops cyprinoides (Indo-Pacific tarpon), 1223 nucleotides. Its product is annotated as transmembrane protein FAM155A-like. The coding region runs from base 1 to 1197 and encodes 398 amino acids. The transcript is spliced from 3 exons. The record is from RefSeq and is a predicted model, not a curated record. Gene Ontology annotation, molecular function: stretch-activated, monoatomic cation-selective, calcium channel activity. Lineage: Eukaryota; Metazoa; Chordata; Actinopteri; Elopiformes; Megalopidae. Gene Ontology annotation, cellular component: plasma membrane. Gene Ontology annotation, biological process: calcium ion import across plasma membrane.